AUGGUCACCGGAGCGGCGGCGGCGGGCGCGGACGCCGCUCACCUCCUUCCCCGCCGCCCACCGCCCGAGGGCCGGGCGCCGCAGCCCACCUGCAAGCGGAGGGUGGGACCCGGGCCGGGAGGCGGGUCCAGCGUGGCUCGGAGCGGAGGCGGGACCCGGCUCAGGUGCGGGUCCGGAGCGGACGCGGUGCACCGGGGAGCGCGGGCUCGCCUCACGCCCCCGCGUAGCCUUCCUCAGCCCCGGCGGGCGCGUCCGAGAACGGCCCGGGCUCGGACUGAGGAUGGAGCGCGGCCAGGCAGGGCUGGGCUGGGCUCGGGGGCGUCGCCGCCAGGGGCCGCCCCCUCUGACCGGCUCCCGCCGCCGCCGCCUCGGGGGCACAGAGCGCCGGCUCAACGUGAGGGGCGCGCCCGGCCCGGCUUCUGUCCGCCUGGACUAGGCUCGCUCCUGCGGAACGCGCAGGCCGGCCCGCUAACUCUCAGGCCGCCGCUCCGGCCGCUGCUCGGGCUCCGGCUCGCGCUCCUCUGUGAAACCCACAAGCCCGGCAGCCGCGGCGCUGGCGGCGGCGGCAGGCGGCAUCCCAGGGUGAUAGGCCGGAGCAAUCGAGAGCCGAGCGCACGGCCGCGUGUGCAACCCAGUAACCGAGCGGAGGAGGAACUGCCGCCGAAGACAGCAAAAAUCGGGCACCGAGAUACUCAUCGGGCCAGGCCCGCCUACUUUCCAAAGUCUGUUCCGCCCGACCGCCUCUCUGUGCGUGAUCCUUGA
Messenger RNA from Microtus oregoni (creeping vole), 762 nucleotides. RefSeq names its product basic proline-rich protein-like. The transcript is spliced from 2 exons. NCBI's taxonomy places the organism in Eukaryota, Metazoa, Chordata, Mammalia, Rodentia, Cricetidae. Bases 1 to 762 code for a protein of 253 amino acids. The record is from RefSeq and is a predicted model, not a curated record.